UACUAGUUGUGUGACCCUGGGCAAGUAAGUGCAAUUGCCUUGCACAAAAAAACAACAAAAAGUUAAGUGCUGCAUAAGAACCAAGGAGUUUGAACACUGAGAAGAAUCCAAUAGAUUUGACAAUAGAUAACUUAAAUAUUGUAAUUACUUGAACAGAAAGAGGAAUAAAUAGGUGCAGAGUUCAGAAAACAGAUUACAAGCCAGGAAUGGAGAUAUGAUAUAGUAGAAGUAGUAGGGGACUUGAAUUAUCAGGACAUACUUUUUAAAAAGAGAAGUCAUUGGUAAUUUUGGAAAGAGCCAAUUUCAUUUGAGUAAUAAGGUUAGAAUCAGAUUUCAUAGACUUGAGAUGUGAGAGGGGAGUUAGUAUAGACUUAAGUUUUUCUUGUUUAGUUGUGAAAAGAUGGAGAUAUAUAGUAAAAAAUAUGGGAUCUGACAGAGAAAGGUUUGUUGUUAUUUUUUAAAGGGUAAAAAUGUGGGCAUUUUUGUAGAUGUUAGAGAAGGAUCCAGUAUAUAAGAAGGAAUUGAGAAUGAAGAGGGGUUGUAAGGAAGGAGAUAGGAAACUACAAGUAGGAUUGGUAAUAGCAAGGAAAAGGGACAAGUCUUUAUCAGAGGCUAGAGCAAAGAGAAAAUGGAACAUACUAUCUGGGGAGUUUGAGAUAGAAAAGGCAGCCCGGAUUAGCUCUAUUUUAUCAAUAGAUUGUUGUUGUUUGUCCUUGGAAGAUGACCAUGAUAGUGACAUCAUGACAUGCAAGUUAAUUGGAUUUAAGUGAGGGAGGAAUGUGUCAAGGUCAUCUGCUUUACCUUCCCCUCCAGAGUCAUCUGGGUCCAGUAACAAUGUGUAAAUCAAGACAACUGGCCCUGUAUGAAAUGGGAGACCUUGGUCUUUUUUAAGCUAAGGUCUUGUAUGACAAAGGAAAGAAACGAAGUAUGUUAUGAGAGGUUUAAGUUUGGACCAUUGGGGAUGUGCAGCAAAGAAUCAAGAGAAAGCCAAAAGAUUUCCUUGCUGCUUUGAGGGCUGAGAUUAAAUAGCAUGGAUUUGUAAUGGAUCCUUGCGUCAUGGUUUAACAGCAUCUGAAGAGGAGCAGAGAUCUGUAUUCAACCUGUUUCCUCCAUACUGCAUUGCCAUGAUCCUCAUUCCAUUACUUAUCCCUCACAUGUCCUGUUGAUAACCAUCCACCCUCUUAGUCGUCUUCCUGCUUUUAAGGGCUUUUUUCUCCAGUUCAUCUUUCUUAAAGAUGCCAAAACAACUUUGCUAUGAGGCAGGUCUAACCUUAUCACUUCACUUCUCUCAAAAACCUUCAGGGGCUUUCUAGUGCAUAUAGGAAAAAAGAAAUUUAUCUUAACAUGAAAGGCCCUCCAUAAUUGUGUUAGCACCAUCCUUUCUCAUACUGUCUCAUCCUAUUUCUUUUUACACACUCCAGCCAAAAUCCAUAUGGGAGGACUUACUGUUUCAUAAUCUUAGCUUGUCGUGCUUCAGCCUUGAGCUGUAGUCCCUACUCUUCACUUGUAAGUUCUUCACUUUCUUCAAGACCUAGUUUAGGUGUCAGUCUUCUCUGAAUCUCUCCAGUUAAACAUGUUCUUAACUUUUUCCUCUAGGGUGUAUAGUUUGGGUCUCUCCCAUGUCCUAGUUUCUCUUUACCUUGUAUUAUUUAGUUAAAGCCAAAAGAUGUGACUUAACUAUGUGUAAGGCACUAUAUUGGGUUCUGAGGAUUCCUGGGGAAAAAAAUAGCCCCUCCUCCCAAGGAUCUUAUAAUCUAAUGAAGGCUAUGCCAUGUACAGAGAUAAAUAAGCAAAAAGUUAUAUAAAAUCUUACCCAGAGGGACACAGCAGUAACAACUGGGUUGACUUGGAAAGACCUCAGCCAGAAGCUGUCUCCAGAGCUGUGCUUGGAAGGAAUCGAGGGAUUCUGGGAGGUGGAUACAAGGACAGAGUCCAUUCCUGAUACUGGGGAUCACAUAUUCACAGGUGUCAAGCACUGGUUUGUGGGCCCAGGACAGCUCUUCACAGCCUAAUGCCAUGAAUGUGGAGGUGGAUAAUGUGGAGGAGAAAGCUGUCCAUUCAUGGUCCAGAAUCUCUUCUGCAGGACAGAAAGCCUUGGAAGAAGCACUCCUGGUCUUCAACCCCAUGUCCAAGGACCUCAGUGACACCGAGGCCCAACUUGUGGCCUUUCUGCAAGGUCUCCGGGAGGAGGGCUACCAGCCCACUAUCCUUCGGAGCAAGGAUGUGUAUGGCUAUAGCUCCUGCACAGCCGACCCCCCAAGCCAAACCAAACAGCAUGUUGGCCCUGCUGCUCAGGCCAAGCCACUGCCCUCGGACGUUCCCAAAGCCACUUCUAGGAGCCUGCUAGCUGUCCCAGGGACCAUCUUGGGGAGGUCUUCUAAGGUCUCUAGUUCCCCAAUAAUCAAAACCAGCUCCACCAACCUUUUGUUGAACUCCCUGAAACAAUCGGGCUCAGGCAGUGGUAAGAACUCAUCUGUGGGCUUCCCUACCCACAUGUACCCUGGGGUGUAUCCAGCUAUGCGGCUCUCUGUUGUUCUAGAAGCCUUGGUCCCUUUAAAGGCUACAGCAUCCUGUUUAAACUCCAAGUACAAGCCUCUGGGGAUCUCAAAUUCAGACCUUAAGCUGCUGAAGGGUUCGGGGAGAUCCCGGCAAUCAGCUCCUAACAAAACCACUAACAAAGGGCACCGGUGUUUGAUCCGAAAAGCACCAGACCGGGCUGCCCUCCCAAAGGGCGGACGACGGGGCCCCAAUGGUGGUGUCCUUCGGGAGAGCAAUGCCUGCAAGGCCUCAGGCAUCCUAAAUGGUAGGCGCCGAAAGAAGGGGACCCAGGUGAAGACUUCCAAGAGCGGGGCCAGGACUGCCUGUAGAGGUGGCAGAGGCAGCCACCCAGAAGCCACAGGGCCAAAGAGGAAAAGGUCAGAGGAGGCUAAAGAGACCCCAGCCAAGAAGAAGAGCAAGUUGGGGCCUGGACUAAGCAAAGCGAGGCUAGUGCCAAGCUCACCAAACCUCCUGAAGUUCCGGGUCAUCAAAGUGAACAAGCGAUUCUCCGAUGAGGAGGUGCGGCAGAGAGCACAGAAAAUCCUGAGAGUCAAUUUGUCUCCAGUGAUCCGGAUCCAGCCACUGCCCCACUCUGUCUCCUGAUUGACUCAAGGUCCAGUCCAGGGCCCAUUUCCCUCUGACCCAGCCAGUCCACACACCACUGCCCCCUCCCCCCCUCAACUCUUCCAUCUUCCCCUGUGGGAAGGGGGAGUGAGAAACUUUGAUUCUCCUGCUGGUGGCUGGAGCAGUAUGGGUGUUGGGUGACAGUGUGUUAACUGAUACCUGCAGACUCUGGGCAGCUUGCUCCAUUCCUGUUUCAGGCUUUCUGGCCACCAGGCUCCUGGGACUGCCUGCCUGGCUCUGAGCCACAUUCAGAAAUGCAGGGAGAUGCCUCCCCCAUCCCAAGGGAGAGAGCGGGUCUUAUUACCUGCUCUCAAAGAGCCACUUACGGCUUCACCCCAACCGACCUUCCCCAAAUCCUUGGGGGAGGCAGUUUUGUCAUGACGUGAUGCACUGUGAUUUGUUAUUUUCCAAGCUCUAUGUUUACUGAUUUCAUUUUGAUCAAGUUUUAUAUCUUUAUAUGCCCCCUUUUUCCCACCCUACCCCCUGGCCCCAGUGUCUGUCUUUUCCAUCAGUAGUCAGAGCUUGGGGUUCCCUCCCUCUUUUCAAAAUGCAUUUACAACUCCUCUUGUUUUGGGCCAUCUCCAUGCUUCCAGGAAAGUUCUUAACACUGAAGGAGUAGAAAGUGGUUUGGUUUCAGGAACAGGUUAAUCAAGAGCCCCUGGCGUUUGCUUUCUAAUCUUAAUACCGGGGGAAAGGCCUGCUGCCUGCCUACCUGGAUGACCAUCACCUUGAGAACAUCGAUUUAGUGAGGCAUCUCCUAAGUGCUGUUAAGGGUGUAGCAGAGGGAGCCAGUGUGUAAAACUGGCAGAUAAUUUAGUGUUUGGGGAUUUGUUCUCACUUCCUCUGAGUGGUUAUGGGAGUCUCUGCUUUCUUGGAGUUUGCUUCUGGGGGUAAAUUUGGGCAGAGGCUAGUUCACUCCCCUUUCCUGAGACAGCCUGGACUUGGGCCUUGUGAGCAAAUAAAAAAUCAGCUGUCUAGGCCCUUCUUUCUUCUGCAAGAUCCUGGGGAAGCCUGCCAAGUGAAUGAGCAUAGAGUUGUGACCCUAGAGCUGAUAUCUAGGCCAAGAGAGGAAAAGAGGAUUUUUUUUUGGGGGGGGGGGGGCUACUUCUUCCCAGGGGGACGGAACCAGACAGUGACUCCUUGUCUCCCAUCCUUGCACACCAUGAUUCUGUGGGCAACCAUCCAGAGCUUCAAGGCCUUUCCUCAGGGCUGCUGUUUCCCUCCUGGCUGCUAUUUCUCCUCCCCAGGGCCUUAUCUCUAAAUCCCUGCAGCUAGACCUUGAGGAAUUGUGGCUGUCUAGCCCCAGCCUUUCUUCCCCUCUUUCCCUUCAUCCUUCCCCAGAAUCUGGUCUCCCCUCUCCUGCUUUCUACCAGUUAUACUCUAGGGUCUCAGCUCUGGGAGUAUGUGUUGAGGGAGGGUGUUGAGGGAGGGGGAAUGGGGAGAGAGAUGUUCAGUCUCUACCCGCUUGGAACAAAAGGAUGGUUGGAGUUAGGAGUGGCCUAGAGUACCAAUGGUCAUUGUGUCUCAGGACCAAGACUUUGAGGCCUUAAUCCACUUCAGACCCCAUUGUGGGCCUGUGGAACAGAGCUGGAAGCUAUUGAGCCAGGUCAAGCCAUGCCCCUUUCUAGUUGGGGGGAGUACUCUGUUUCAGGAUUGGCUCCUCUGCCAGUCAGGCAAUGGUGGUUGCAAAGAUGGCCUCUGCUGAUGGGUUGAUGUAGGCUUGGGGCCUGUGGGAGAAGUUCUCCACUAUCAUUACUUUUGUAGAAGUUGGGGAGGAAGGGGUAAUGACCAAAAAGACUUGGUCACCUCCAUGGCAGUGGAAAAUAUUUCACAAUUGGACCCCGGACUCUCAGAUGGGGGGCUGAGCUGGCACUCCCCCCCCCCAAAUUUGAAUCCAAACAGUGUCUCCUUCCCCUUUCAUCCUACCCUCAAGUCAUCCACCGUACCCUUGCCCUUUGCUGUCUGUGGGUCCCUCGGAGUCCAUAGUGGCAAUGGUGGAGGUGGAGCCUAGAAGGUGGGUCACCAUUCCUACCCUGGUUGGUGUCCUUUGUGACUUUGGGAAACUCGAGGACCAGACCCUCAUCCCUGCUGCGUGUUCAUUGGUUUGUUUGUGACGUCUCCACGGAUGCGGAUCUGUGAUGUUCGGUAUGCAGGUGUGGCCUGUGAAGAGUGCAACUGACUUCAAGGGAAGGCCCUCAGGCUUCUGGGGUCUGAGGUCUUGCCAGCAUUUAAGUUAAAUGGGAAUUUUUGACCACUUGCAGGCCACUUGUUCUGCUGUCCUCAGUAAAUGGUGCUUCAUCCUCUG
This is a messenger RNA of Sarcophilus harrisii (Tasmanian devil), 5467 nucleotides long. RefSeq names its product coiled-coil domain containing 71 (gene CCDC71). The transcript has 2 exons. The coding region runs from base 2017 to 3141 and encodes 374 amino acids. The record is from RefSeq and is a predicted model, not a curated record. Lineage: Eukaryota; Metazoa; Chordata; Mammalia; Dasyuromorphia; Dasyuridae.